UGCCCUCCACGCUCAGAAGGUUGCCUUGCCUGCCACCAUGAAGUCGCUGUCCAUUCUGCUUGUCCUGGUAGCCGCAGUCGCUGCUGAUAAGAUUCCAGAUUUUGUGGUCCAAGGCCAGUGUCAGCCUGUUGAAGAGAGCAAGCUGUGGGCUGAGCAAGUUCCAAACCACGCCAACUACGCAGGUGUCUGGUAUCAGUUCGCCCUCACCAACAACCCAUACCAGCUCAUCGAUAAAUGUGUCCGCAACGAAUAUUCCUUCGAUGGAAAACAGUUUGAAAUCACGUCGACUGGCGUGACUACUGAUGGCAGCUUGUUGAAGCGACAAGGAAAGGCCUAUCCCAGCCCUCUGGGUGAUCCUCAUCUCACCAUUGACUACGAGAACUCCUGGGCGGCUCCCUACGUUAUCCUGGACACUGACUACACUAACUUCGCCUGCAUAUACUCCUGCCACAGCUACAACUUCGAUUAUUACUCAGACUUUGCUUUCAUCUUCACUCGCUCCCCAAGUCUGGCAGACAAGUUCGUGAAGCGGUGCGAAGCUGCCUUCAAGAGCAUCAAUGUUGACACUUCCCGCUUUAUCAAGACUGUCCAAGGAAGUUCCUGCAAUUAUGAUGUACAGAAGACUCUCUAAAUGACUUUAUCACAGUGGUAGAGUGGAUCAUUAAGAUGUAAUGCUUGAUCUUAAUGAGAUGCCAGUGAUUGUUUUGUCUAUUGAUUCACAACACUGGACAUGAAAAUAGCGUGAGUCUUGUUGGAUGAGAUGAACAAUGAGUGUGUACAUAAUUCUUGAUAGCGCAUUUAUAUCGUAUAUAUUGUAUAUAUACACGUACAUGUAUAUUUUUUCUUAAUUUGUGACCUCAGAAUGAUGCUCUGAUAUAUUUUCAAAUAUCAGGUUAAAUUUUUAAUGCAGACAAUAACAAAUAAAACGUAUUUCUAUC
Molecule: messenger RNA, 938 nt
Organism: Cherax quadricarinatus
Lineage: Eukaryota; Metazoa; Arthropoda; Malacostraca; Decapoda; Parastacidae
Product: crustacyanin-C1 subunit
Biological process (GO): response to reactive oxygen species; lipid metabolic process
Cellular component (GO): cytoplasm
Molecular function (GO): pigment binding
Source: RefSeq, a predicted model, not a curated record